GCGUUUUAAGGAACUGGAACCAUGACGGACUCCAAAUACUUCACGACCAAUAAAAAAGGAGAGAUUUUUGAACUGAAGGCUGAACUCAAUAAUGAAAAGAAAGAGAAGAGGAAAGAAGCCGUAAAGAAGGUUAUUGCAGCCAUGACCGUGGGGAAGGAUGUCAGCUCACUCUUCCCUGAUGUUGUGAACUGCAUGCAGACCGACAACCUGGAGUUGAAGAAGCUGGUCUACCUGUACCUGAUGAACUAUGCCAAAAGUCAGCCAGAUAUGGCCAUCAUGGCUGUCAACAGCUUCGUGAAGGACUGUGAAGACCCAAACCCUCUCAUCCGUGCUCUGGCUGUCCGUACAAUGGGAUGCAUCAGGGUGGACAAGAUCACAGAGUAUUUGUGUGAGCCUCUUCGCAAGUGUCUGAAGGAUGAAGACCCUUAUGUACGAAAGACUGCAGCUGUCUGUGUGGCGAAGCUGCAUGACAUCAACGCCCAGAUGGUGGAGGACCAAGGAUUUCUGGAUUCUCUGCGUGACCUGAUUGCAGACUCCAAUCCCAUG
Messenger RNA from Cariama cristata (Red-legged seriema), 546 nucleotides. RefSeq names its product AP-2 complex subunit beta-like. The transcript has 4 exons. Gene Ontology annotation, biological process: vesicle-mediated transport; intracellular protein transport. Gene Ontology annotation, cellular component: membrane coat. Lineage: Eukaryota; Metazoa; Chordata; Aves; Cariamiformes; Cariamidae. The record is from RefSeq and is a predicted model, not a curated record. The annotation marks the transcript as partial.